GAAUAUUUUUCAAAUUUUUUACUAAAUAUAAUUCAACCAAUCAUAAAAUUAUUGAAUAUGAGUAUAAACAGUAUAUAGUAUUCAUAUACAAAUACAAUAACAACUUUUUUUUUUGAAAAAAGUCAUAAAGCUCUAUAAUGAAUGCAUGUGAUUAUUUACUUAUUGUUGUUAGAGUAUGAUGGCUAUAAUUACUGCACUGUAAGCCUACUAUACAACCGUCAACAUGGUAGAUUUUACUUCCAUUUUUAGAAUGGGUCUUUUCUGUUUUUAUUUUCUUAUAAAUAAAUAAAUAAAAAUGUUCCCUUUACUAGUUUCUUGAAAAGGAAAGCGAGAGUUAGAUCCGCUUGUGCAGUAAGCACUUGGGUAACAAGAGUCUACUUGCUUUUUCUGGAGAUUGACUCCACAGGUCAGUCAAACCUUUUUAACUUUACCACAUAACAACACCCGCAGAAUCACUAUAGUCAAACUUUUCUGUUAAUUACUAAACCAUACUACUAUACUGAAAAUACUAAUCUGCUUAAUCAAGAUCAGCUUAUAGUUUAUUAAUUUAUCUAAAACUUCAAAUUAUUUUUACCGUCACCAUUUUUGUCAUUAAUUUUUCCCAAUUUUUAAGACAAGUAAAGAACCGAACCGGCUCGCUGCUACAGUCUCGACAGAUACAUGGGGGGUUUGGUUCGUCAAACAGUUGUUGUUGUAGUUAAGGCACGUGGGCGCAUGUACAGCGUGGAUGAUACAUCGAUACAUCACAUGACCUGUUUGCAAUUUGAUAUUAAGACGGUCAAUGCGAAUGUUAAUUUUUUUGUUUUGUAAUCAUAAGAAGAAAACAAUGAAAGGGGCUUUUAUAUUAGUUGCAGAUAAAGCAAAAGAAGUUACAAGCCCAAUAAGCUAUAGUUGUUUCGGCAAGGGCCCAAUAAUAAACAUACUUGCUGAACCUGAGAGAAAUGAAACGGCAACCUUGUGAUCGAAAAUAAUGGACGACGAAGAAGAAGCGUACUUGAAGGCGGCGUUUGGCGAUUCUUCAGACGAUGAGCAUCUCGCAGAUCGCGAAACGACGGCGGUUUGGGAGAGAGUGGAGAAGAUCAAUGGUUUAUGGCUAUGUAGAAACUUUCUCUCUGUUCAUCAUCAGUCUCAUUUACUCUCCGCCAUUGUCAACGAAGGUUGGUUCGUUGAAGAAUCUAUUAACCAGGCGAUGAGAUUUGGUGAUCUACCUUCAUGGGCAACAGAACUAUCUGAUCUCAUACUCGAGUCCGUGGAGUCUGUUGAUCUUCCGGUGUUGCCUGCUGAUUUGCUGUGGAGAGAGCCUCUGUUCAACCAGUUCAUUGUCAAUUUAUACCAACCAGGUGAGGGGAUUUGUGCACAUGUUGAUCUGCUGCGUUUUGAAGAUGGAAUUGCGAUUGUCUCUCUUGAGUCUCCUUGCGUGAUGCGGUUCAGUCCAGCAGAACAGGGAGAAGGUGAAGGUGUGGAUGUUUUGUUGAGCCCAGGAUCUCUCAUUCUCAUGUCUGGAGAAGCUAGAUAUAGAUGGAAACACGAGAUUAACAGGAAGCAGAUUGGGUUUCAGGUAUGGGAAGGAGAAGAAAUUGAUCAGAAACGAAGAAUCUCCAUCACCUUGAGGAAGCUAUGUCCAUCUUAGGUCUGACUUGCUAAGUUUAGUCAUCUUUUUGUAAACUGUAUGUGCUUAACUACUACUUACAUGAGUAAGAACUUUUAGUUCUUUUAUUUCCCAUUUUUACAAAAAAUGUUAUUAAACAUACAGAACAGUAAUUGAAAUACUUAUGAUUAUAAUUAUUUAAAAGGUGUUAUUUGUUUAUGAA
Molecule: messenger RNA, 1811 nt
Organism: Brassica rapa (field mustard)
Lineage: Eukaryota; Viridiplantae; Streptophyta; Magnoliopsida; Brassicales; Brassicaceae
Biological process (GO): fatty acid metabolic process; DNA damage response
Cellular component (GO): mitochondrial matrix
Source: RefSeq, a predicted model, not a curated record